Messenger RNA from Solanum tuberosum (potato), 594 nucleotides. Its product is annotated as mediator of RNA polymerase II transcription subunit 10b-like. Gene Ontology annotation, cellular component: mediator complex. The transcript has a single exon. The coding region runs from base 130 to 504 and encodes 124 amino acids. Gene Ontology annotation, molecular function: transcription coregulator activity. The record is from RefSeq and is a predicted model, not a curated record. NCBI's taxonomy places the organism in Eukaryota, Viridiplantae, Streptophyta, Magnoliopsida, Solanales, Solanaceae. Gene Ontology annotation, biological process: positive regulation of transcription by RNA polymerase II.
UGGAUUGGGAUUUCUCUACUAUUCCUAACAAAACACGGCCAAAUCACCAAAGUUUCCUUAUUUAAACCCAUCUCUCACCUCUAUAUAUUUGCCUCUAAAUUUUUGUUUUGUCUAUUCCAAACAUAAACAAUGGACUCAUCAAAACAAAAUCUGAAUCAAGUCAUAUAUUCAAUCGACAAAACCUUAGAAAUUCUUCAUCAGCUUUCUUCUUUCGACGUUGACGUUGCUUCUCAUCUGAAUAAUCUUGUGUUUGAGAUUGAUAAUAUGGCCAAAUUAGGAGAAAAUUGUCAUAGUAUUAAAGUGCCAAUGGAAGUUCUCAACUUAAUUGAUAAUGGAAAGAAUCCAGAUGAAUUUGCUAGGGAUCUGUUGAACAAUUGUAUUGCAAAAAAUCAAAUUACUAAAGGGAAAGUUGAUGCAUUCAAGGAUUUAAGAGGGCAUCUAUUGGAGGAUCUAGAACACGCUUUUCCUGAUGAGGUAGAAGAUUACAGACAGAGGCGGAUUUAGGAUUUUAAAAGAUGGCAGAUGCCACUAUGUUUUUUUAUUGUAUAAUAUAUGUUUUACUAUUGAAUAAGAAUUAUGUCGAUUCAGUAUAAA